Messenger RNA from Aphanomyces invadans, 2822 nucleotides. RefSeq lists its product as hypothetical. The transcript has 16 exons. The record is from RefSeq and is a predicted model, not a curated record. Bases 97 to 2409 code for a protein of 770 amino acids. Gene Ontology annotation, cellular component: cytoplasm. NCBI's taxonomy places the organism in Eukaryota, Oomycota, Saprolegniomycetes, Saprolegniales, Verrucalvaceae.
CUGUCACCUUGAUUGACUUGUCGCAGUCCGACCGCAGUCGGCGACAGUGGCCGGGCAAGGACAAGCGCUGGCGUCGUCGGGGAAAGCGGCCGCGCAAUGGACAGCACGUCCCACUUGCCACCGAUCCUGUCCGAGACAUCCAAGCUGUUUGUCGCGUCAACGAAAGCGACCAAGUACAAGGACAAUGUCCACUGCUUGACCGCGCGCAACCGACCCAAACCUGAGCUCGUGAUGCAUCGCACCAAGCCCAAAGUGUUUGCCCCGUUCAUCACGCAGAGCCUCAACCACGCCCAGCACGAGACACUGAAGGAGGUGCUGCAUGCGUACGAAGUCGACACGACUCACCACUGUUUGCGACCUGUUGAUCGACUGUACUGGUACUUCGAACUGCUGGAACAACUAGCUAGCCAAGUAUCCCCCAUCCAGGCACUCCUGCGUCAGGUUCAAAAAGUGCUCUGCGAAGCUGUCUACGACAGCUCUAUGCUGCAAAAGCCUCAGGCCACCCGGGGCAACGAGUAUGCAGUUUUGGUACAUCAAGUCGAGUACAGCCAUGUCGACUCGGAGCUGGAGCAGCUCCAGGCCCAGCUAAAGACAGAGACGACUCACUACAAGUCCCAAACGGAAGAGCUCGAGUCCCUCAAAAAACUCCUGCAAAAGGCGAAAGCGACCCAAGAUAAGAUGGAGGAAGAGUUAGCUGUGCAUGCCGAUUUUCUGCAACGGGACGAAGACCUGUACGAGCACUUGGUCGGGGAUGAGCUAGCGCUGGACCGGAAGGCUUCGCUCCAUCGGUUGCAGCUCGUCGAGGCAAAGUCCAUGCUGCAAGCCGUGACGCAAAAAGCCGACGCCAUGCGAGACGGCUUUCGCGAAACAAUGUGCGAUUUGCAUGAAAAGGAAAGAGAGAAAAAGCGCAAGGAAGAAGCGACGCAGACCAUCAAAGACCUGCAGUGCGGUGCGGCGACGCCAUCCCAUCCUGCAUGCCGCUCAAGCGAACGCGUAGAGUACACCAAACUCGUAGACGAGAGCGAGUCCAUGUCGCGAGACAUCGAAAGGCUCGAGAGUCAAUUGAAAGCAGAUCAACAAGUCGUCGUGGACAAGCGGGUGAAUCUGGAGGAGGCGGAAGCCGAGUUUGCUGAGGUCUCGGCCAACUCGGCAGACUUGCAGCGAACCCACACGCCCAGGCCCAAGUGGGACGUCAUUCUUCGUGCGCUACCGGAAGUCGCGUACGUCGAUCCAGCCCACCAAGGGCCCCCAAAGACCGCCGAGAAGGCUCGACACAAGAAAAGGGCACCGCUGGGGCGGACGCAAGCAUUUGUCAAGGAAAUGUGCCACUGGCUCCAACGGAUUCAUGGCGACUGCGGCAUGAGUUUGCAGCUUGCUCGGCUCGCAAAUGAAUCGGAGGCUGCGCGACUGGAGCUGAGCACGCUGCAAGCACAGAUGGAGCAGUUGACACGGCGGCAAAAGAAGCAAAUCCUAGCGAUUCCAGGGGGUGCUGCUGCUGGUCUCCCGAGCUUGGCGACGGUGGCGAAAACCGUGGCAGCGGCCACAAAAUUGCUCGGGACGGCCACAGCAUUCCCAUCUGAAUCUGCAACCUUGGUGCCUUCCGUAGCCGCUCCAAAAGACUUUAUCACUGCACUUGGCACCACCCCUGAAGUGCCCCAGUUCCUGCGGCAUACGGGGCGCGUACGGAAUCGCCACAUGGCUAAGACCGAACUCGAGAGGAUCAUUCGGACAGUCUGGAGCGGGAAGAAAGCCAAGGAAACGCACAUGGGCAUCAAAAUCCCUCUCGAGGAGUACUUGUACGAAGUUCUCAAGACCAAGUUUGGCAUCCAAACCAUCAUUGCCGAGUGGGGCUACAACAUUUUACAUGGUCUGAAAGCGUUCUCGUGGGACAGCGAAGUGGAGCUCUUUUUCCUGUGCCUCACCGGAGCCGUGUCCGAAGCCAUUCAUGACGACCAGGAGCUCCUCUUGGACGAGUGCCGGAAUCUCCUUCUUCGACUGAACGACACGUACCACGACGUCACGUUAAAACGCGAGCCAAAACGCGUUUACUUGAAUGACGUGAUGGCGACCCUGCACAACUUUUUCCCGAUGAAGACACCACUGCAACUCAAGAGUAUUGAGCGCGAGCUGCUGCGAGAAACCAAGUUGAAAGACAAGUCGGUGCAAGGCAUGGCGGGGGAAACUCUCGUUGCCAUCGACGACCUCCUCCCAACCAAACUGAAGAAGGCCCAUCGCGGGUACUUCGUCAAGAUUCUUCGCACACAGCACUUCAAAGAGAUCCAAGACUACCUGGCGCUGCUGGACCGAAAAAUUCGGGAGGCUGACCUGCACGGAUGCGGGCGCGUCGAGAUUAACGAGAUCAAAGCUGUACGUGCCCAAACUCAUCACACUGUAAGCAGGUUUGUGUAGGCCAUGCAAUCGAUUGACGUUACUGUCACUGACACAUGGCUGGCUGAAUGCAUCUCGCGAGGCAUUCCCAAGCGGCUGGUCGGCCAAAUGGACAUGUCGAGCGUCGUCGAGUAUCGUGUGUUCUUCAAGGUACAUCAGUCCUUUCCUACCUCCUUGUCCAGAUAUGGAUGUCUCUACACGUGGCGCCCGUUGUGCUAGAAAAUGAACCUCAAGCUCAUGAAGCACAGCCUCAACUUUUACCCGAAGGCCCAGGUGGCGUCCAUCCACUCGGCGCCGCCGACAGCACCAUGAUCGUCACGACCAGCCAACGGCCGUGCUUCGUUUGGAAAGGUUCAAAUUCCACCAAUCAGAGCACUUGGUUUUGAAUAUGUGUUAUCCGGAAUAAUCGAGAAAUUCAAAACCAUCCUUACCAA